ACGUGAUGGUGAUUACGAAAGCUCCUAUUCGCAUUUCUUCGUGUCUAUUUGAACUUUCGCUUUCAAAGUCUCGAUCGUUUGUUACGCUAUUGUUUUUUUUUCUUCGAUUAUCCCCAACUUCUUGUUUCUCACACAUUUUGGGUCGUUUCUCUUGCAAAUCCCAUACCACCAGACGAUGGAUGCUAGAGAAGAGAAAUCCCCACGAUGAUCGCAACACAGAGAUUGUAUUAUAAGAUCGCGAUCUUGUGCAGAAAUUUCAUGUCACUCUCCCGAUGACUUUGUUGCCGUCUUUACGUAAUGUCUUGCACUCUUUCUUCCGCCUCUCUGAACUUUCUUUCUUCCAUCAUUUAUUACUUUAUUAUUCACAUCACACAGCAAAAGUAAAAAAAAAAGACAGCUUCACAGACGUGAAACUUUUACUUUCAAUCUCAACGAUCUCGAUUUUGUCUUCACAAUGCGGAAAAGGCAACUCCAUGACAUUUUGAGGUGAUUCUCGACCAUUUUGGCCUUUGCUCACCCAAAUUUAUAGCAUCUCGACUUUCUCGCAUGAAAAUUUCCAUUAGAAUUUGAACUUUUCCUCCCAUACUGCCUCACUAGUGCUUUGUGAGGAAAACUUUUUUUUUUCUAUAUUCUCGCCAGUAUAUAGUUUCUUUCCUCAACACUGCAAAUGAGUCCCUCUCGUUUUUCUUGUAAGUGCAAUUGAUGUGCACAGUACACAUGGUUGGUGGGUGACGUGGGGAGUCAAGGGGGUACUUUAGCAUUCAGUUUUGUGUGUAGAAAUCGUUUCUGGGUCAGUCGAAACGAACAGAAAACGACCGAGCCGAUGACUCGGAUUGAGCAGAAGGCAAGCGGAGAGUCCACAAGUGAAUUGUCUGACUUGAAAAAAAAAGCGUUUAUUGCUCCCAAGUUUUUCAUUUAGUUGAAAAAAAAAAGAAAUAACUUACUUUUGGGGGAAAUUCUUGGAAAAAUAUCAAAGGAAACUAGUCGUUAUAUAUAAAGCACAUCAAUAUGAGCUUUUUGAUUAUAUAUCUAGUUGUUUUGACGAAAGAACUUAACGAAAGAUCCUCUGCAAGAUCUCAUAAGUUGGCGGUUUUUUUCUAACAGUUCCUUGCAAUUUUGUAAUGUAUAUUUUUUUGGAGGAAAAAUCAAAUUCAUUUUUUUUCAUCUUUUAGAAAUGCCCCCCUCCACACUUUCCAUGCCUCUCAGUCACUCUCACUGAACAAGAGUGCAAAAUUGAAUGCCUAUUUCAUUUGCACUCACUAAAAUUCCUCCACAAAUCGUCCUCUCCCCCAUUUUAAUUCACUUCUACCAAGAGUUUGCGAGAGUGAGAGAGUUGGAGCUCCACCGUAUGCGCGCCAAACGCCGACUUUUCGUUUUCAUUCGGCUCUCCGGUUGGAAGACAUUCAGUCGGUAACCUACUUUGUUCCGAUUCGCACUUGUGUGUUAACGAAAAACCAUCUCAUUUUUGCCUCCUCAAAAAUAACAGUCGUUUAACCGACACCGUGAAAAUAAUUCACAGGAGUGCUCAAAGCACUUCCUGCCGUGAUAUAUAAAUCCCAUAUUUGCAAAAAAAGGAAGAAUUCAUCCCAAAUGUGGUUUUAGGAGUUGUGAAAGGAUAUUUUUGCAUGGGAAAUUUUUUUAAAAGUGUUUUGUGUGUGAUUUGGGAGUUUUCCCCAUGCAUCUUUCGACGCACUUUGAGCACUUAUCCCGCGCUUCAGCUCCAUCACGCAUCAUGAAGGAGGUCACAGUGUUUUUCACACGCCUCCAUUCACGUCAUUUUCCAUCCCAGGGAUAUAUUAAUCCCUUUUGGAAAUAGUGGAAUACACACAAUCUCAGUUUUAGCUGACAAGAAAAAAAUCACCUUCAACCCGCCAGAGCACUAAAAGUGUGUACAUUUAGUGUGCAGUUUUCCACGUCCAACCUACCAAGUGCUUAAGUGCGAGAAUUAGGGAAGAAAAAACAUGGAGAGACUGGGAUAAAAUUGAAAAAUUGAGAAAAUCCAUAAGUGUUGUUAAUGUGAAAUAUUUUUUGGGUGGCAAAUUUUUAAAUUAGACGCAGUUUUACCAUUGAACUUUACAUUGAAAAGUCAUAAAGUGUGAGAGAGUGAGAAACACAACCACCUUGAAAUUCGGGAAAUUCAUUAUGCAGAAAGCCAGCACGAGUUGUACGCGCAAAAUACACACCAAAUGAAUUUAAAACUGAUUUUUCGUGAUUUUUUUUCUUCUCAUUUAACCAAGAAAAACUAAUAAACUUGCCCUGAGGAAAAUUCCACACCCAAAAAAAGCCCCGCAUUUCUGUGUGUACCAUCAUCGUCUUUAUGAGAGACUAACUAAAGCUCUCCAAGAUAAUACGUAACCCGAAGACAAGGAAGAGCAAGGCAUAAUGUGCAAGUGAAAGUGUUUCAAGUGAUUCGCAGAUUUAUUUUCUUUAUUUUCUUCUCAUUUGGUGCUCCACCACGGUGUUCCCACAGAGGUGAAUAUUAUUCCCUCAAGUGACCACAGAAGAGACUGAAAGUGAAAUUAUAUAGUAGUGUGGAAAUACUAUGAAGACGCAAUUUACGAAUUUAUUCGUCGAAGCUAAAAAAGUUCGCAGUUGUUUAUCUGUGUACGAGAUAAAAUCAUUUUAGUUAAUAUGAGUAAUAUUUUACUACGUUACGCAUCUACGAGAGAAACAAAGUAAGAGAGUCAUUCUGUCCUCCCUGAGAUCACAGGCGACUCAUUAGAUCGACGCGUUAACCGCUAAGAUCGUUCGGUGUGCCUCACGAAGGAGGAAGAAGAGAAUGUCAAUGAGAAAUCACUUCAGUAAAACAAUCUCCGAAUUUCCGCAUGUGGAUUUGCAACAUUGACCUCCACGACCAAAGAACUCGCCAUUUAGCGCGCCUUUGCUGUGGUGUUUCACACACCAACUUAAGAAGUGGGGGAUCAAGAUGCCACAUAAGAGAAAUGCUGAGGAAAUGGCAUAUGGAUUAAUCAUCAAGUGAUAUUGAAUUUGAGAGACAAACUGUGUGCGUGUGUAUUUGAGAACUCACGAAGAAAAUAUACCCUAAAUAUACAUCAAAAAAAAUUUUGUUGUUGUAUCAACCCCUUCUGUGAUUUGACAAGCUGAAUUCAUUUACAAUUGUGCGCGAAAACGGAGGGGGGAACGCGGAUCUGGAGCCUCCCCCGCAUCAAGUACCUCCCGUCACGCCGACCAAGCGUCAAACUUCACCAACGCGACGGGAAAUUCCUACAAUGACAUCUCUAGGAAUUAUGACACUGAGCCGUGGCCCGUACAGUGAGCUCGAUAAAAUGAGCCUCUUCCAGGACCUCAAAUUGAAAAGGAGAAAAGUCGACUCUAGAUGCAGUAGUGACGGUGAAUCAAUAGCGGACACGAGCACGUCAUCUCCUGACUUGCUAGCCCCAAUCUCGCCUAAAAUGUGUGAUAAUUCCGCGACGCCGGCGCCCGCGGCAGCUCCCACCUCGGCGCCAAGUACACCCACACCACCCACAAGUGCUGAGGCGGCGUCCAGUAGCAGCACAAUAGCGGGAGCUGCAGAGUCCAAUGACGCCACAACUGUGAGCCGCUCAAGUCCCGACUCGAUCGUCACCGAGGACAUCCACACCGCAACGUCGUCAACAAUUGUGGCGGCAUCGAGCAGUGGCGCCAAUCCCAGCGUCAUACGCUCCGUCAAGACUGAGCGACUAUCACCUCCGCCGCCCGCCGAUCGACCAAAACCACCCACAACACAGACGCAGCAACAGCCUCAGCAUCACGUCACGGUACUCGUAACGCCAUCCCGAAUAAAAACUGAGAACCACCAUGCAACUCUGGUACGAAAAGUAACACCCGCAACAACGGCGGCCACCAUGAUGGGAACAUUCCCCAUUGCCACAACUGCCAUUAACCAUCAGCGUGAUGCACCCACAACGUCAAGUGGGGCUUCAUUCGCACCCGUCAUGAUCCAGACGACAUCUGCACAUCAGCAACAACUGCAGAUGCUGCAUCAUGCCAUUGCAUCAACGUCACCACAGCAGAUCAUCCAUCGUGCUGAGACACAGCCUACGUCAGUUACACAACUGCAAAUCCCCAUCCAGAUUUCACAGGCACAGUCUGUACGAAUAAAGCGUGAACGGUCACCUAGCCACACAAUAGUCAACCAAGCAUCCAUUGCAGCUACUGUGGUACCCAGUCAGUCGGGUAGUCAGCAAAGGGCGACACUCCAAAUGCCCCCACAUUCACCACUGCAGCUGAGGCAUCCCAUUCGUGAUGCCGCAAUCUUGUUGCGUGUAAAGAAUGAGGUGAACUUGCCGGGCCUCGUGCAAACGGCAGCUGGGCAGCACAGAAUGAUCUGGGGUGCAAAUACCCGCAUCAAUGGCGUGAAACCAGAGAUAAUUGGCGGGCCAAUGCCGGGUCUGCGACCACAGGCACUUGGUGUUGUGCAACCGCCAACGCAAACAUCACCGCAGCCAAAUGUAACGCAACAGAGUACAUCAAUAUCGCUACAAACGCCGCCGCCUAGAGCUACCCCAACUGUGAUCAUGGGCGAAUCGUGUGGUGUACGCACGAUGGUGUGGGGAUUCGAACCUGCCGCAGUAUCGCAAAUACCCCAGACGCCCGCUACAACGAUCAGCCCCACAAGCGUUAGUUCUGUACCUGGUUCGGCGGCACAGAACAACGAGGAGGCUGCUCAGCUACUGCUCAAUCUUGGUCAGGCUGCAGCAUCACGCGUGAGUGACAUUCGACCGCGCGUACCACCUCAGCCACGAUCAAAUCAUCCACUGAACAUGGAACGACUGUGGGCAGGGGAUUACAGCCAAUUACCGGCCGGUCAGCAAAUGCAUGCUCUUAACCUGUCACAGCCUCAAUGGACUGCAGGCGGUUUACACCUCUCCACGAAUAAAACGGAUUCAUCGCACCACCAAGAAGCACCUGCUGAUGAUGAAGACCAACCCCUCGUUUGUAUGAUAUGUGAGGAUAAAGCAACAGGACUACACUAUGGGAUCAUCACAUGUGAAGGAUGCAAAGGCUUCUUUAAGCGGACAGUACAGAAUAGACGUGUGUAUACGUGUGUUGCCGAUGGGACGUGUGAGAUCACAAAGGCCCAGAGGAAUCGUUGUCAGUACUGUCGCUUCAAAAAGUGCAUAGAGCAGGGUAUGGUGUUGCAGGCUGUGCGAGAGGAUCGGAUGCCAGGAGGACGAAAUAGUGGAGCUGUGUACAAUCUCUACAAAGUGAAGUACAAGAAGCACAAGAAAUCCGCCCAGAAACCCGCGACGCAGGGUGCUCAACAAGUGCAGCAAGCACAGCAGGUGCAACAGGCCAAGUUAACGGUGUCGACAGAUGUGCAAGAUGCAAAAUCAUUAUUCCUCACACCUGUACAAACAACCCUGAAGCCCGCUGAAGGUAUCAACUUACCCUCCCACCUCGUGAACGGUACCAUCCUCAAGACGGCCCUCACGAAUCCCAGCGAAAUUGUACACCUGCGUCAUCGGCUCGAUAAUGCCGUAUCCUCAUCGAAGGAUCGAAGUGUCUCCUAUGAGCAUUCUCUCUGUAUGAUCCAAACACUCAUUGAGUGCGAUGAGAUGGAGGAUAUAGCGACGCUGCCACAUUUCCCUGAAUUCCUCGAGGAUAAAUCUGAGAUAGGUGACAAACUUUGCAACAUCGGUGACUCAAUUGUGCAUAAAUUGGUGUCGUGGACAAAGAAGUUGCCUUUCUACCUUGAGAUUCCCGUGGAAAUUCACACGAAACUCCUCACGGAUAAGUGGCAUGAGCUUCUGGUACUCACAACAGCUGCCUACCAAGCUCUGCAUGGACGCAAAACACCUCCGGGUACGAAUACGAGUACACCGACACAGCAGAGUCCAUCACCUACAUCGCGACCCAUCACGCCCGAAAAGAAUGACCCGGAAUUCGUGCAAGAGGUCACAAAGCACCUCUGUACACUCCAAACAUGCCUCACGACGCUCAUGGGACAACCCAUUUCCAUGGAGCAGCUAAGGGCAGACGUGGGUCAUAUGGUGGAGAAAAUGACGCAGAUAACAAUAAUGUUUCGACGAAUAAAGCUCAAAAUGGAGGAGUAUGUUUGCCUGAAGGUCUAUAUCCUCCUCAAUCGGGAAGUUGAACUGGAAAGUAUUCAGGAACGCUAUGUUCAAGUUCUGCGGAGUUUUCUUCAACAUUCAUCACCACAUAAUCCUGGAAGACUUGGGGACCUGUUAGCUCAUAUACCUGAGAUACAAGCAGCUGCUAGCUUACUGCUGGAGAGUAAGAUGUUCUACGUACCGUUUGUACUAAACUCUGCGAGUAUUAGGUAGCAGAUGAUUGAACGGGGCCUUUUGGAACCGGAUAAUGAUGAAAUAACGAACAACCCACCAAGUGAUUCCUCACACCAACCGCCGCAAACUGUAUCGCCUAUCGCGACAAGCAGUUCGCAUGGUCAGGGGAAUCUAGACGUACAACCGGCUACCCGGACUGUCAUACAGCAGACGCCGCAGCGUGUUAUGUCGAGUGGCGUCAUAAAGCAAUCAAAUCCCGCAACACUGACUACCGCGGUCCUUGUUAUCAAUACUCUGCUACCUGACAAUUUCGCCAGCAAGGAAAUUAAGGAUUUCAAACCAUAAACGAAACGUAAGAACAUACAUAAAUUCACCUACUCCCCGCAUUAAAGGUCAGAGAGAGAGAAAGAGAUAGAAAAACUAACUAAUCACACGAAAAAAUGUGUUUGGUAUUUUCCAAAAAGGAAAUGCAAAAAAAAAAGAAAAAUUGCAGACACACAUUUUAUACACACUAGGAAGUCUGAAACAAUGCCUUCAAUUAACAAUUAAACUAAAUUAAAUGAAGAGAGUAAUGAGAAGUAAAGAAAAAAGAAUUAAAAAAAACUGAACUAACUAUUAUAAGUACCGUAGUAAGUGUAAAAGAAAAAUACUAAAUUUUAUUACGUGUAGUGAGAGAUACAUACAUAUUUAAAAUGCGCGCGCGAAUAGGCCUAUAUAUUUGUUUCACAUAAAUUGAUGAAAAAAAUAUAAAAAAUGAGUAAAAAGUAAAUGUAAAAAUAUUCAAAAAAUCAAUAUUACCAUACAAAGUCAUUUUAUUAUAAAAUACAUUUCGUAACUUUUGCUUUCCAAACUUCUGCAUUAAAAUGCAUUUGCCCAGUCAUGUUUGAUUGGAGCAAACUCCAAAAUGUUUUUAGACUUUUUAGAUGUUUGAUUUUGUCAUGAAAAAGGAAAACUUUUUUUUUAAUUAAACUUUUAUGUUUAAGAAGCUUUCGUAGAGCUAAAAAUAAAUAUUUUUUGUUUUCUACAAAUUCCUUUAAACUUUUUGAUAUUUUUCAAAAGUUUUUUAGAAAUUCAAUAAAGAGUCCAAUCAAAAAUUUUAUGCUCCUAAUCGACAUGACUGCUUAGAAAUUUCCUCUGGAAUAAUAAACAUUUAAAAAUACAUAAUCCCAAUUUUACAUCCUAAAAUUUAUUAAAGAAAAAAAAUUUCAUGAACUGCAUGGUAAUAUUUUAUCAUUUUGAAUGAAGAUCUUAUUUCAAAAGUUUCUUUUAGAGAAAGUUUAUUUCUUUUAAAUAUACUUUGUUCAAUCGUUCUCCAGUCAUUAUUCAUGUUUUCUCCAAAACAAAAUCAACAUUAUUUUUAAUGUUUUUUCUUCAUUUUUGUAUUAAAAACAACAAAUAGACGUUUAAGUUAUAACGACGAGAACAUACACAAAACACCGACAGUUUAAAUGCAUGAAAAACAUGUAGAUAAUAUAGAAAUCUGAGGAAACUAGAAUUAUUGUUACCAGUGAAACCAACACUUAAAAAAACCAGAGUUACCCAAGUAAUAGAUAAUCUUAAAAAAAAAUAAAAAAGAGAAGAAACACGAAAGUUUAAAAAACCAGAAACUGCCAUUUAAAAAAAUGCACACCAAAAAUAAAUGAAAACUGAGAGAGGAUAAAAAGUCCACUGAAGACAACAUUUUCAGAAGAUGAUUGAAGAGAAAAUUGAUGCUGCCAGAGUCUAUGUAUACACAAUUUUAUUAAUAUUGUCCCUUUUAAGUAAGAUUAUAAAGAAAAAGAGAAUAAAAAUAUAAAACAAAAGCAUUUAGCGAUGAAGCACAUCCUCGAAAGAAUAUGAUUACUAUACCUUAAUAUUUAAAGAAGAAAAAAAAUGAAAGCAAGAAAUUAAGCUCAUUAAAUAUUCCGCAAAAUCACAUCAAAGAAAAGAAUAAAAGAGAACACAAUCUUAAUCACUCCUAAAUAUGAAUAAAACAAAUAAAUUUAACAAAAAAGCUAUCUGACUAAAUAUAACAUUGUGAGAAAAAUCAGAAGAUUAUAAUGAAAGAAUAGACUGAAGAUGACUUUUUUCUGCAUACAUUGUCUUUUUUUUUUUCUUCCCCAACGUCCACUAAACUUUUCAAAAGCUAAUAAAUAUUUUGUACAAAAUUUAUUGGUUAUUUGCAGUGUUUUAUUUACCAAAAAAAAAAACAUUUAAAUUGUAUUUUUUUUAUUUGCAACUAUAAGGAAUUUAUACUAAAAAAAAUUGUAAGUGUGUAAAAAAUAUAUAUUUAAAAACAAAUAUGGUGCUCUUAGAGGUUAGUAAAUAUUAAUGAAAAAAAAUGAAUGAAAAAUUCUGUGCAAAUUAAUUUUGAAGUAUAUAUUUUACCGCAGCCACACUUUAAUCCACACAAAAUGAAGAAAAAUAAAGAAAUAUUUCAAUGCAGAUUAUAAAAAAAAUAUCGCAAAAUAUUUAACUAAAUGUAUUACAUAUAUUUACACCAAUAUUGAUCUCGUUCCUCCUUCCCUAAAUAUAUUUUUUAAUUGUUUUUUGCUUCUUUAAGAACCCUUAAAAAACAAUUCUUUUAAUCCCCGCAUUUCAACAAAAAAAAACAGAUUUUUUUAAAAUCAUUGUAUGUAUGUAUUUUGUAAAAAAAAAUUCUUUAACAUUUAUAAAAAUUAAACCAAAUUGAAUUUAUAUAUGAUGUAGGUUUUUUUGUGUUUCAUGAGAAGCUUUUCCCAACCAAAAAUUUAAAAAGAUUUCAUCUUCGUUUUUUUUUGUAAUUCAAAUUACUUAAGAUUUUUUUGCCCUUAAUGUGUUAAAAAAAAACAAGAAAUUUAAGUGGAAACUUUAAGAGAGGAAAAUAACUUAAAAUCGCUUUAUUUAGUAACUAUUUUUUGUAAAUAUUUCGUAUUAUAAAUAAAAAUUUGGAUAGUUAAAUCAACAAGGAAAAUCUGUAAAUUAUACACAAUACUUGACAAGACUAGCUAAAGAAACUGCCGAUUUUUCAUAUUAAAAACAAAAUAACUAUUUUCUAAGACGGAGAAAUCUAAAAGUACCACAAACGUAUAAUUUUUGUCAAUAAAUUAUACUGAUAAAUAUGUGUACUAAAAACAUUUAUUAUAAAAAAAAUAUUUAAUUUAAGCGCUAGAGAGAAAAUGAGAGAAUAAUUUUAUUGCAUUUUAAUUAAUUUUCUUUUUCAUCUUAACAUAUUUUUUUUUACAAUUUAAUGAGAAAAUAGAUAUAAAAUGAAUUUUCCACUGUGUUUUAAUAUUAGUUUUUUUAUUACUUAUUAAUUGUCUAACUUUGUAAAGUUGGUCCUCUUUUUACAAAGAAUUUUUUGUCAUUUUUUUGUAUUGUAUGAAAUGAACAAACUAAUACGUAGCAAAAUACACAUUUUAUUCAUAAAUUAACUAAUCACCAUUGUGGAAACCAUGUUAUUUUUUGGCUUUUCCUCCCCCCUCCCUUCAACCACCAAGUAAAAUAAUUAUCUCAUGUUUUUUUUACCUUUUUGUAGAUUUUUUUUUGUUUAAAAAAAUGUCAUUGGAAUAUUUGAGAAUGUGUGAAGAAAAUACAGAGAGAAAGAAAAUUUAUUUAAAGAAAAAUAUUUUAGGUAAUAUUUUAGGUAUAUAUAUAUAUUGUAAGAGAAUUGAAUAUAUAUAAAAAGAUGAAUAAAAGAAAUAAACGGAAAAAUGUUACCUAGUUUUAUGACUAUGAACGUCAAGUGAGAGAAAAAUUGUAAUUAAUAGAAGAAGGAAAAAUAAAAAUUCUAGAAUUUAUCAAUGAAAAA
Lutzomyia longipalpis is the source of this 10017-nucleotide messenger RNA. RefSeq names its product hormone receptor 4 (gene Hr4). The coding region runs from base 3231 to 6287 and encodes 1018 amino acids. Gene Ontology annotation, molecular function: DNA-binding transcription factor activity; zinc ion binding; sequence-specific DNA binding. Gene Ontology annotation, biological process: regulation of DNA-templated transcription. The transcript is spliced from 6 exons. The record is from RefSeq and is a predicted model, not a curated record. NCBI's taxonomy places the organism in Eukaryota, Metazoa, Arthropoda, Insecta, Diptera, Psychodidae.